Molecule: messenger RNA, 1908 nt
Organism: Parastagonospora nodorum SN15
Lineage: Eukaryota; Fungi; Ascomycota; Dothideomycetes; Pleosporales; Phaeosphaeriaceae
Exons: 6
Coding region: 1-1908 (635 amino acids)
Biological process (GO): translesion synthesis
Molecular function (GO): DNA-directed DNA polymerase activity; damaged DNA binding
Source: RefSeq, a predicted model, not a curated record
AUGGACAUGUCCAGUGCGAAGAAAUUCAAGAGACAGAUUGACACAACCGUAAUCCACUUCGACUACGACGCUUUUUACGCAAGUGUCGUCGAGAAUGAGUUUCCACAUCUGAAAUCGUUGCCACUCGCCAUACAGCAGAAGCAGAUUGUUGUCACAUGCAACUACGAGGCCCGUCGACGUGGCCUUUACAAGCUUCAGCUGAUCUCAGAAGCGAAGCGACUCUGCCCCGAUGUAGUCAUUGUCCUGGGCGAGGACUUGACAAGAUUUAGGAAUGCCUCAAAGGAGCUCUACGCCCUUGUCAGGUCUUUCUCUUGGAACGCGCGCUGUGAGAGGCUUGGUUUCGACGAGGUUCGUCCACCAAUUCUGUCUCAGGUCUUUAUGGAUGUCUCCGACAUCAUCGACUACAACACGGGUGUGCUGAACUCCAGCAACCUCAGCAAUUCAUUUUUCUGCCUCUCCAAGACCGAUCCUACUCUUGGCUUUGAAUUUGACGCAACAAGACUGGCAGGUUAUGCUUUUCCAGAUGCAUUGGAGCACACUUUAGGUAAGCGCAGAGUCGAGACCGCUGGGCUUGAUGAGAACGAAACAACUUUGCUCGGCAAUGCCAGCUCCGGUUGUUUCACCAAGACCUUGAUGCUGCUUGAACAGGAGAAAGGCUACACUGCCACUGUUGGUAUAUCAACGAACAAACUGCUUGCCAAACUCGUUGGCAACCGGCACAAACCCAAUGCACAGACGACAUUGUUGCCCCCAUACACGUCUGACCACACCGACAUUAGUGACAAUGUGACACUGUUCAUGGACGAUCACGAAAUCGGCAAGAUCCCUGGCAUCGGCUUCAAAAUUGCACAGAAGCUACGUACUCACGUCCUGCAAAGACCCGCGGCUAUCGACACCGGACUGGUGUACGGAGGCACCAAAGAAAGCGUGCUUGUACGCGAUGUCAGAGAGUAUCCCGGCCUCGGUCCAGAACUGCUGGAACGCCUACUAGGUGGAAAUGGCGCUCCCCAUGGCAUCGGCGCGCGAAUCUGGGAACUUCUGAAUGGAUGCGAUAGUGCAGAGGUCGGCCAGGCCAGGCAAGUUCCAACGCAAAUCAGCAUCGAGGACAGCUACAUUCGGCUCGACACCAUCAACGAGGUCACCAAGGAGUUGAGCAUGCUGGCAGCUAGCCUCUUGACGCGCAUGCACGCAGACCUGCUCGAGGACGAAGAAGAGGAAGCUGCGCACGAUGCACAAAGCAUCCCUUCAAAGCGCUGGCUCGCCCACCCCAAAACCCUGCGUCUCUCCACACGCCCGCGCCCGCCGCAGAAUCCCGAUGGAAGUCGCAACCGCUCUUUUGCGCGAAUAUCCAAGUCCACGCCAAUGCCCAGUUUUGUCUUCAAUCUCAAAGACAGUGUUGAAGGCAUUGUAGAGCGGUUGGUCAGGGAAACUCUUCUGCCGCUGUUUCGCCGGCUGCAUCCUGAGAAGAGCGGGUGGAAUUUAAGUCUGGUCAAUGUUGCGGCUGCGAAUAUGGCGGAUGCGGCGAGGGAGAGGGGCGGGGUGGGGAGGGAUAUUGGGAAGAUGUUUAGACAGCAAGAUGACGUACUGAAGCAAUGGAGAGUUUCUGAGGGAGAUGGUGGGAUGGGGGAUAUGGAAGGGAUUCUACCUGUUGUUGACGGGGAACAAACUCCGCUAGCUGUUGAUGUGGAUGACGAGGCAGAGCUGAAAGUACCCAGACUGCUGACGAGCAAUAGUGGGUCCGAAGACAUACCUACGCCGUCACAGGAAGCACCGGAUGUCGAAGAGUGUGACUGGCAAUCUGAGGAUGAGGAAAUGGGCGAUGCGGAGUCGUAUCGAUGCGAGGUUUGUGGUGCCGUCAUGCCUCUGUUUGCUAUGUUUGCGCAUGAUCGGUUUCAUGCGCAUUCUUGA